AUGCUUACCGACGAGCCCCCCGCGGGGACCCUCGGCAGCCAAGCUACUGAGCGCUCACUGGCAGCCACAAAUGUGGACGGUGGAUUUGAAAUCGUGCCAACCGCUGCACAAGAGCAUCACACAAGCUCAGCAUUACACUUUUUUCCUUCGAUUAGUGGCAUUUUUUUAAAAAUCCUGGUUCUCCUUUCUUCUCUGUGUCAUCUUCCAACAUGUGCUCUCUCGUUCUUCAACCUUAGUUUUAUCUCUAAGUCAGAAUCGUCAACAAGCCAGUCAUCUAAUAGAAAAAAUGUAGAAGACUUCACUGGACCUAGAGAAAGAAGUGAUCUGGGAUUCAUUACAUUUGAUAUAACUGCUGAUCUAGAAAAUAUAUUUGAUUGGAAUGUUAAGCAGUUGUUUCUUUAUUUAUCAGCAGAAUAUUCAACAAAAAAUAAUGCUCUGAACCAAGUUGUCCUUUGGGACAAGAUUGUUCUGCGAGGUGAUAAUCCGAAGCUGCUGUUGAAAGAUAUGAAAACAAAGUAUUUUUUCUUUGACGAUGGAAAUGGUCUCAAGGGAAACAGGAAUGUCACUUUAACCCUAUCCUGGAAUGUUGUACCAAAUGCUGGAAUCCUACCUCUUGUGACAGGAUCAGGACAUGUAUCUGUCCCGUUUCCAGAUACAUAUGAAAUAACGAAGAGUUAUUAAAUUAUUCUGAAUUUGAAACAGCAUAUUUUUAUACCUAAUGAAUCCUAUCUCAUUUAUCUCUUCCCUUGCAUCUUCAUUUGUUUGGGGUUGGUACUUUUUUGGGGGGAGGGGGUAAGAAUGAAUGUCAAAAGGUGUAUUUGAAGGGAAAGGUUAAUGUGCAACUUAAACUUAAUUUUAAAAACAAAAACAAAGGCCACCAGAGUGAAGUAUUACAGGAAUAAGACAACCACAUAAUAAGGACGUGUAAAAUAUUGAUGUUUGAAGUGUUCCCUGUAUUUCCAUGAUUCCUUAUGGAAUAUGAAGUGAGCAUGAAGGGUACUUACAGCUUUCAGGUGCCUGUGGAGUUGUAAGAACUCUGAUUAUGCCUUGCAUUUAUGCAAGUUCACAUUGGAUGUGAUUUAGAAGCAUUCUCUUUUAUCUCUUUUUGGGUAUAUCUGAAUACUGGAAAAAUUAAGACAGUUGGUGAGAAGCCUGGUCUACAAAGUAGCCAAAAGUGAUGGAAUUUUAUUCCAUUUGUCUUAGAAAUGCCCACAGUGCUUGUUUUUCCUACAGGUGACUAGCAGCUUUCUCCACUAAAGACUAAAUACCUCUUUGUAUGCUGUAAAUCAUUCUAAAUCAUUGUAAAGUCUCUUAAGUUAACCAGAUGUUUGUCUUUCAGUGCUUUCUCUAAAAAAGGUUCCUUGGUAUUAUA
Vicugna pacos (alpaca) is the source of this 1372-nucleotide messenger RNA. NCBI's taxonomy places the organism in Eukaryota, Metazoa, Chordata, Mammalia, Artiodactyla, Camelidae. The record is from RefSeq and is a predicted model, not a curated record.